Molecule: messenger RNA, 3783 nt
Organism: Xiphias gladius (swordfish)
Lineage: Eukaryota; Metazoa; Chordata; Actinopteri; Istiophoriformes; Xiphiidae
Gene: vac14
Product: vac14 homolog (S. cerevisiae)
Exons: 1
Coding region: 165-2537 (790 amino acids)
Biological process (GO): phosphatidylinositol biosynthetic process; positive regulation of kinase activity
Cellular component (GO): PAS complex; endosome membrane
Source: RefSeq, a predicted model, not a curated record
GGCGGAUGCAACCGGUCAGCUGUGUUGUAUUACCGGGCUUCCUGGUUCGCUAAUGAAACCGAAGUGUUUUUCGUCUAUGAAAUAAUCGUAAAGGCAGGGCUGCUCUCUCACGCAACAAGGUAGUUUAGCAGCAGACAGGAUCCGGCACAACCGCGGCUACGAACAUGAACACGGAGAAGGACUUUUCGCCGCUGACGCCCAACAUCGUGAGGGCUCUGAAUGAUAAACUCUACGAGAAGAGGAAAGUCGCGGCUUUGGAAAUCGAGAAACUGGUCCGGGAGUUUGUGGCUCAGAACAACUCCACUCAAAUCAGGCACGUAAUCCAGAUUCUGGCCUCGGAGUUUGCCCUCUCCCAGCAUCCCCACAGCCGCAAGGGGGGUCUCAUUGGGCUGGCAGCCUGCUCCAUCGCCCUCGGCAAGGAUUCGGGUCUGUAUCUGAAGGAGCUUAUUGAGCCUGUACUCACGUGUUUCAAUGACUCAGACAGUCGUUUGCGCUACUAUGCCUGUGAGGCCCUCUAUAAUAUAGUAAAGGUGGCAAGGGGAGCUGUGCUGCCCCACUUCAACCUGCUCUUUGAUGGUCUCAGCAAGCUUGCAGCAGAUCCAGAUCCCAAUGUGAAAAGUGGAUCUGAACUCCUGGACAGACUGCUGAAAGACAUAGUGACAGAAAGUAACAAGUUUGACCUAGUGGCGUUCGUCCCCCUGCUGAGAGAGAGAAUCUACUCCAAUAAUCAGUAUGCCAGGCAGUUCAUAAUUUCUUGGAUCCAUGUUCUGGAGUCUGUGCCGGACAUCAACCUGUUAGACUACCUCCCUGAAAUCCUGGAUGGGCUCUUCCAGAUCCUGGGAGACAACAGCAAGGAGAUCCGAAGGACCUGCGAGGUGGUGUUGGGAGAGUUUCUGAAGGAGAUCAAAAAGAUUCCCUCCAGCGUGAAAUUUGCUGAGAUGGCCAACAUCCUGGUCAUCCACUGCCAGGUUGCAGAUGAGACCAAACUCACGAACGACCUGAUCCAGCUGACGGCUAUGACCUGGAUGAGAGAGUUCAUCCAGCUUGCAGGCAGAGUGGUGCUCCCCUACUCCUCUGGCAUCCUAACUGCAGUGCUGCCUUGCCUUUCCUAUGACGACAGAAAGAAAAAUACCAAAGAGGCAGCCAGUGCCUGUAAUCACAGUCUGAUGAAGCUGGUGACGCCUGAGGAUGAUGAGGAUGAGGAGGAGGAGAAAAGUGGAAGUACAGGGUCGCCGUCCAAGGAAGAUGACCAAACCAAAAUGGAAGCAGAGAGAAUUGAUAUGCUGAAUGCAUCACAAGAAUCAGUUGGUUUAAGUAAUAUCAGCUUCUUUACUCCAGCAAGUGCCGACAGGCCUCAGGUAACUCUGGACCUGGACGGUAUUGUUCAGGUGUUGGACCGCCACCUCCACGACUCCUCCACUGGCAUGAUGACCCGCAUCGCCGUGCUCAAAUGGCUCUACCACCUCUAUAUCAAAACGCCGCGCAAAAUGUUCCGCCACACAGACAGCCUGUUUCCCAUGCUGCUGAAAACACUGUCGGAUGAGUCUGAUGAGGUGAUACUGAAAGAUCUGGAGGUGUUAGCUGAGAUAGCAUCGUCUCCUGCCGGCCAAACAGACCAAGCUGGCUCCUGCGACCACACUGACAACAAACUGGAGCUCAAGGUCCCAGAAGGCGUCAAACUGGGACAGCAGCAUAGCACAGGCCCCAAAGUAGUGGACUCAUCCCCCUCGACUCCCAGCAUGAACUCCUAUUUUUACAAGUUCAUGAUCAACCUGCUGAAACGCUUGAGUCUGGAGAGGAAGCUUCUGGAGAACAGAGGAGCUUUCAUCAUCAGGCAGCUGUGUUUGUUGCUUCACGCAGAGAACAUCUUCCACUCCAUGGCUGACAUCUUGUUGAAGGAGGAGGACCUCAAAUUUGCCUCCACUAUGGUUCAGACGCUCAACACCAUCCUGCUCACCUCUGCCGAGCUCUUCCAGUUACGCAACCAGCUGAAAGACCUGCGUACUCAGGAGAGCUGUGCUCUGUUCUGCUGCCUGUAUCGGUCCUGGUGCCACAACCCUGUGGCCACCGUGUCCCUCUGUUUCCUCACACAGAACUACAAACACGCUUAUGAUCUUAUCCAGAGGUUUGGAGAUCUAGAAGUGACAGUAGACUUCCUGAUGGAGGUGGACAAACUGGUACAGCUCAUUGAAAGCCCGAUUUUCACCUACCUGCGUCUGCAGCUCCUGGAUGUGGAGAAUAACCCUUACCUGAUAAAGGCUCUGUACGGUCUGCUGAUGCUGCUGCCGCAGAGCCAGGCCUUCCAGCUGCUCUCCCACCGCUUGCGGUGUGUCCCUAACCCAGAGCUCAUGAGGACUGUGGAUGAGUCCAAGAAUAUGGACUCUAAACAGCAAGUGGCCUCCAAACGUGCCUCUCACACGCAGAUGGAUUACAACGAGCUGCUCCAGCAUUUUGACCGUGUCCAGAGCAAGCACCUGGAGGUCCGACACCAGCGCUCUGGACGUGCCUCUGAUCACCCCGACAGGAAGCUGAUCUGACGUCAUUGCGCCAUAGCGACCUCUGGUCACUGAGAACAGCGAGAGGAGGGUGAAGAGAAAUAUUUUAGGGAACAAUAUAUAUAGUUGUACUGGAAAAGGUUAUUAAGAUGCUACUGAAGCCAAAAAGUAUUAAGUGAGUUUGAUGAAAAACUCUUAUCAGAGAAGCACUGGGUAUACAUUGUCAAGAAACAACUCUUUGUAAAUGUCUUUGCUAAUAUUGAGGGCAAAGUUAUGUCACAUAAGAAACAAAACAUUUUAAAUAGAAAACAGAUGUAAUACACUUCAGACUGUACUUAAUGUGAUCAUUUAGAGAAUGCACAUAAAAUUUCUUACAUCAUAACUGUUGGUGGUGUUAACAUGUUUAUAUCCUGAGCUUUAAUCAUGCCUCGUCAGCAGCUGAUAUUUUUUCCAGCUAAAUGAAAUCAUUGCAUAAUGAAGUAUUUCAAGUGAAACUGACAUGCAUAUCAGUGUUAAAUAUCACACUUCUGUCAUUUAAUCUGGUGUGUCCCCUCUGAGUAGUAUGACUACAGCAUGUGCUCAGGCUUGCCUUAAUCUCAUGUCAGCCAGAAAAGAAAUCUCACGUGUAGAGUAUUGACCCAGCUCAAGUGAGAUCUUAAACUGUGGAAAGCUGCAGGUGAUUGAGCUCUAAAUUCUGGGUAGGCCCAUGUUGUUAUACUUCUUGCCAUUUCUUUGUUAGUGCCGCUGAUCAGAAACUUUACCUUACAAACCUCCAAGCUAUUAAUUCAAUUUCUUUCUUAGAUAUUCUUCAGCCAAUAUGUAUUCCUCUCUGUUUGUAUAGUGUUUGUCUUGCAUUCAAGAUUUGAGCUUUUGUCACUCCUGUGUGUAAAUCAAUAAAGUGGACCAUGUGAUUGAAGACAUACUUUUUCCAUAUCCAUAUAUUAACACAAAACCUAUUUAAUUGGAAAUACUGGUUAAGCGCGUGAAGAGAGGAGGAGAAGAAAGCAGCAAACACGAGUGCUACUACUAAUGACCUUUUUCUUGUCUGUGUUACUUCCUGCAUAAUCUGCAGCCUUUGGAAAAUGAUCUAAUCAGUAUUUUGCUCUCAAUUUAUUACCAUAAUUUGAUUAUUACACAUCAAGCUUCAAAUGCAGUCUAUUCAGUCAAUUAUACUUUGUGUUUAAUCAUGUAAAUGCAGUCUGCUAACUUUUUGUAAAGGUUUCUGCUGUGAUUAUGAGAAUGUUAUACAGACUACACUCUAUUGAAGCGAAUAAAUAAUUGCAUUUAA